Messenger RNA from Talaromyces proteolyticus, 2040 nucleotides. Its product is annotated as YL1 nuclear protein-domain-containing protein. The transcript has 3 exons. The coding region runs from base 1 to 2040 and encodes 679 amino acids. The record is from RefSeq and is a predicted model, not a curated record. Gene Ontology annotation, biological process: regulation of DNA-templated transcription; chromatin remodeling. Gene Ontology annotation, molecular function: ATP-dependent H2AZ histone chaperone activity. Gene Ontology annotation, cellular component: nucleus. Lineage: Eukaryota; Fungi; Ascomycota; Eurotiomycetes; Eurotiales; Trichocomaceae.
AUGGCUGCCGUUGACUCUGAUCAUGCUCUCACGGGCGACGAGACUUCCGAUGACGAGGUCGUCGAGUCUUUGAUUGCUGGCCGCGAAAAGCGCAGCACCGCCGGCAGAAACAUGUCCUCGCUUCUGGAUGCUGCCGCCGAUGAUGAUCUCACGUUGCUGUUCGCGGAAGACGAGAACGACAAUGAAUUUGACGAGGUUGAAGGUGCUGAAGGGGAGGCGGAAGAGAUGUCAUCUUCUGAGGACGAAGAUGACCAAGGUCCCAAUACUGCUGAUGACGAUUUGGAAGGCGAAAAGGAGCUGGAGAAGCAGGCAAAGGCAGAUCGAAAGAAACGCAAGGCUCAAGAAUCGCUAAGGCUCACUGCGUUGCGAAAGAAGGUCAAAAUCGAUCCCACCAUUGCGUCUAGUGUGCCGUCCGCCGUGUCUCGGCCCAAAAAGAAAUCUGAACGAAUAUCAUGGCUACCUACACCCGAAGAAGGUCCCGUGCGAUCGUCCUCUCGUCGACAGACUAUGCAAAAUAAGGAAAUGACACAUGCGAGGCUGAAGGAUAGUGAACAAAGACGUAUCAAGCUUAUAGCAACGAUGGAGCAGGCUGCUAAGAGGAAAGAACGCAUGAAGCCUAAAGUGAUGACGCAGGAGGAACGUCUAGCAGAGGCAGAAAAGAUUGAACGCAUGAACAGUAAGAGUCUCAAUCGCUGGGAGGAGAUGGAAAAGAAGAAGGCAGAGGAACGGAAGGCCAAGCUAGAAGCUCUUCAAAACCGUCGUUUGGAGGGGCCUGUCAUGUCUUGGUGGAGUGGUGUCGCCAAAUGGGUUAAUGGGAAGCUAGUACGCGUGGGAAAUGUCGAAGUGAAGCCAAAAUCCGAUAAAGAGGAGACAGAAAAGAAGAAGAAGACGAAAGACGCGGCAAAUCAGGAUGCAUCAAAGACAGAUAAGAAAGCAGAACAGACUACGGAUAAUCCAGCUGUUGAGGGUAUAGCGUUACAACCUCCUGCGGUCAAUGGCAUUGAAAAUGUGCCAAAGGCCGGAGCAGAUGCCGUGCUGGAACCAAAUUCAAAUGGAAAAGGGUCGGGUAGUAAUGGUUUUCUGGACGGUAUCCACAACUAUGUAUCCCUUCCAGCAUCGCCUGCCCCUGAGAAGGAUCAGCCGGAAAACAAAUCAUCAGAACCAAAAACUGUUACUUCCGAGGCCCAGUCCUCUCCUAAGCCUGAAGGAACAGGCAGUACCUCUCAAGAAUUGCAAGAUCGGGCACCGAGAAACCCUCAACCAGAGUCAAAGUCUGCCGAUACCGCAGCCGAAGGAAGAAAUCAGACGCCUCAAGAGGAAACAGAGCCAACUUCCAACACGCUUCCUACCGCAGAAAACAAAAUAGUAGAGGAAGCACAAGAGGUUACCUCUAGUGAAACAAAACCAGUUGGGUCUGCUGGUUCUGCUGAACCCGCAAUGGAGACAACUACUUCGACCGACUCUGUACAACAGCCGGCAAUCGCCCCUUCAUUAAACGUGGCUACUAUUGAAGCAUCAGAAAUGGAAAUUGAUCAACCAUUACUCUCUACUGAUCCAACGCCAGAGCAUGAGUCCAACCUACCGCCGCAGCCGGAAGUGAUUGAACAUACUGGCAGGAAUUUAUUAGUAUUGGAGAACUUUGACAAUGCGACCACCCAAAGUCGCCAGUAUAGUAUUUACUUCAAUUCGAAGAAACCUCCACGUCUCGCCAAAAUUUCUUCCCACCUUUGCCCAAUCACCUCGCAACCUUCGCGGUAUCGUGAUUGUGAAACUGGACUACCAUUCGCAAGCGCUCUCGCCUAUCGCGAAAUACGUAACUUGACCGAGCAAAAGUACAUCUGGAGCGCUAUGCUCGGUUGUUAUAUUGGACCCCCAACUGUAGCCGCGAAAGGCGUUCCUGAGCAAUUUCUGACCGGAGUUAAGCCGGAAAAGAAGGACCAAGAUAAUAACGAGCAAACCACUCGUGCUGGCAAGGAAAAUGAGAAUUCGGGUGUGGCUGUUGUUGCGGAUGGUGAGCCCAUGGAUGUUGACAAGAGUUGA